CUGAGCCGAAAACAAGACGACUAAGGAAGCAACGUCUCUUUUUUACGCGUGAGAGUCGCACACUAUCACGUCGAUAUGUCUACACAUAAGAAGAAGACUAGGAAGUUGCGAGGACAUGUGAGCCAUGGUCAUGGACGUAUUGGCAAGCACCGCAAGCACCCUGGUGGUCGUGGUAAUGCCGGUGGUAUGCACCACCAUCGCAUCAACUUUGAUAAGUACCAUCCUGGAUACUUUGGAAAGUUAGGUAUGCGCAACUACCAUUUGCGUAGGAAUCAGAAGUUUUGUCCCACUCUGAAUUUGGAUAAACUCUGGACACUUGUGUCAGAACAGACCAGGCAGAAGUACAAAAAUGCUGAUCCUGAAACUGGAAAAGUUCCUGUCAUUGAUCUUGUCAAAGCAGGAUACUAUAAACUUCUUGGAAAAGGACGUAUUCCAAAACAGCCAGUUAUUGUCAAGGCUAAAUUCUUCAGCAAAUCAGCUGAAGAUAAAAUCAAAGAAGCCGGAGGAGUUUGUGUACUUAGUGCAUAAAUUGUAAGAUAAAUAAUAGCUGUUAAUGAAUUGAAGAAAAUCAAUAAAAAAUAUGUUUUAUCCAAAACUA
Molecule: messenger RNA, 598 nt
Organism: Trichogramma pretiosum
Lineage: Eukaryota; Metazoa; Arthropoda; Insecta; Hymenoptera; Trichogrammatidae
Product: 60S ribosomal protein L27a-like
Exons: 6
Coding region: 76-528 (150 amino acids)
Biological process (GO): translation
Cellular component (GO): ribosome; cytosolic large ribosomal subunit
Molecular function (GO): structural constituent of ribosome
Source: RefSeq, a predicted model, not a curated record